AUGGCGCGGAUGGCGACAACACCUGCAGCAACGCCAACGGUCCCAACAGCAAGUGCGCCAACAGUGCCAACAGCACCUGCUGCUGCAUCGUCGUCGUCACCGGUCAAGUUGAAGAUCACGCUCGGUCCUCCAAAGACGACAACAGGCGGCGAUGGCGCGGAUGGCGUGGCCACGAAGAAGCCAAAGCUUGCAGAGUCACGCGCGUGA
Molecule: messenger RNA, 207 nt
Organism: Salpingoeca rosetta
Lineage: Eukaryota; Choanoflagellata; Craspedida; Salpingoecidae
Exons: 2
Coding region: 1-207 (68 amino acids)
Source: RefSeq, a predicted model, not a curated record